Anolis carolinensis (green anole) is the source of this 2716-nucleotide messenger RNA. It is a transcript of the gene agpat2, whose product is annotated as 1-acylglycerol-3-phosphate O-acyltransferase 2. The record is from RefSeq and is a predicted model, not a curated record. The transcript is spliced from 6 exons. Gene Ontology annotation, biological process: phosphatidic acid biosynthetic process. Gene Ontology annotation, molecular function: 1-acylglycerol-3-phosphate O-acyltransferase activity. Gene Ontology annotation, cellular component: membrane; endoplasmic reticulum. NCBI's taxonomy places the organism in Eukaryota, Metazoa, Chordata, Lepidosauria, Squamata, Anolidae. The coding region runs from base 296 to 1150 and encodes 284 amino acids.
AGAAGCGACGCCCAGUAGGCGAGGCGCGCUGGAGAAGCCGCCUUCUUCUUGCUUCCUUUCCUGCCUCGUUCUCUCCUUCCUGGAUCCGUGGAAGCCUUGGUUCUUGUGGGCCCUUCUUCGUCGUCCUUUGGGCUUCCUUUUGCCCCCUUCCUCGGCCUUCUUACCCCACCGGGGUGCGCUGUGGGUCCGGCCAAAGAGGGUCCCCCCAGGACCUCUCCAAAGCGCGACUCCUUCUUUUGCGCCCUGGGCUGCUUUGCGCGACUCUUUUGCGCCUUGGCUCUCUCUCUCUCUCUCCAUGGAGGAGCCUCUCUCUCCGGCGGUUGGCUGGCCCUGGUUGUCCCUGGCCCUGCUGGUGGGCUUGCCGGGGGUCCUGGCCCUCAGCCCCCGCCUCCGCUUCCGCUUCAAAGUGGGCUUCUAUUGCGUCCUCUGCCUGGUUUGCUCCGCGCUCACCGCCCCGGCUUGCCUCGCCUGGAACCGAGGGCGCACCGUCCACAACAUGACGAUCAUCAAGAACGUUGUCCGGAGCUUCAAGUACUUCUACGGCCUCAGGUUCGAGACCAAAGGUUUGGAGCAUUUUGAGAUCGAAGGGCCGUGCGUCAUUGUCUCGAACCAUCAAAGCAUCCUCGAUAUGAUGGGCUUGAUGGAGAUCCUCCCCGAGCGCUGCGUCCAGAUCGGGAAACGGGAGCUUCUCUACUUCGGGUCGGUGGGCCUGAUCAUGUGGCUCGGAGGGGUCAUUUUCAUCAACCGGAAAAGCACCAGCAACGCCAAAUCCGUCAUGGCCGAGGUCGGGCAGGCCAUGGUGAUGGACAACGUCAAGGUGUGGAUCUACCCAGAGGGCACCCGGAACGGCAACGGAGACCUUCUGCCAUUCAAGAAGGGAGCGUUUCACCUUGCCAUCCAGACACAGGUUCCCAUCGUCCCCGUGGUCUACUCGUCCUUUUCUUCGUUCUACAACCCCGCAAAGAACCUCUUCACAUCAGGCAAAAUCCGGGUGGAGGUCCUGCCGGCCAUUCCCACCAAAGGCCUGGGCCCCUCCGACGUGGACGAUCUCACUAGCCAGUGCUACGACACCAUGCGGGAGACGUUGUUCCGGCUGUCCGGACGGCCCGGCGAAGCCAACGGAGGAGCGCCGCCCCGGGUUCCCCAGUGACGCGGACCACGAAAGGUGGCAACCCUCCCACAGUUGAAAGGACCUUUCGUUUUCCCUCUCUGUCUCCCAUCCGUGGCCAAAAACUUGUUUAAUGAGGUCACGGAGGGGAAAGAAAGGGGCCGAAAACCCCAAAUCGGGGUUCUCCGUUUCCAUUCUCCCACGAAAUAAUCCCUGUCUUCACCUUUAUUUUUCCAGCAAAUAAUACCAAAGAGGGAGGCUGCCGUGACUCUUGAUAUAGCUUCUCCGGGCUUUUGUUAUUUUGUGGAAUGAAAGCACUGCCAGGGUUUCCAGACCGAGACAAACGUUCCCACUCCGGAUACUAAACAUGGAAGAAGAUCGAGUCUCCGGUCUCUCCAAAUUCCUGAUUUGCACUGUUUAUACGAGUCUUCGAUCUACUUUUUUUUUUUGGACUGGAUUGGGACCUUUACUUGUCACAUUCUGGAGGGUUUUUAUCACUGGGAUGUAUUAUUUUCCAAUUGAAUCGGGACGUAUUUCUAACCGUGACAUUCACAGAUUGGGUCUCAAAAAUGAAAUGGGUCUUAUUUUGUGUCUGAAGACUCAGGAUUUGUAUUUUGGGCAUCUUUAUUAAUAGUUUCAGACACGGUUUGCGGUUGUACAUUGGCAGGAAAAUUUGGAGUUGGCUUUAUGGCAAUACCGGGAUCAAUGAUUGUGGAUUUUUUUGGGAUAUAAAAGGUUGUAAAGGGGAAGAUUAAGUUUAAAACGGGCAUCUUUCUUUGGUAUCCGAUGCCUCAAUUGUAAUAUUUGUUCAAAACUUUUUUUUUGGGAUAAGUUGCAAUGCCUAGAAUUCAAGGAAAAAGUGGGGAUCAUUAUUAUCCAAAAAAGGGAACCAUUUGUUAUUUAUCAUUUCUAGAAGAGAAAGGACACAUUUAGGGGUGUUUAUGAGCAUUUCUUGCCCAUCGAAAAUGGCAAAUAAAACUAUAUUUAUUUUGGCACUUAGGAUUUGGAACGAACCCCUUUUUUUUUUGCAUUAUUUCAGGGAUUUAAAAAUGCCAGAGCUUUGUAUUUUGUUCAUUUUGGCAAGUUUUCCCCCUUUGAACCGGACCAAACUGUAACUUCGAUUCUUUUUAGGGCUCUUUAGGAUUUUGUUUUUGACUCUAGGCGAGGGUUUAAACGCACAGAAACGUGCCGAAGAAGUGCCUUUUGUUCCGAAAUACGUCGGGGUUUGUGUCCAGAAAUGUGUGAGUGGGUUUGAUUUUUAUAAAGCAGAUUUAUUUAAGGAGGAAACCUUGGUCUUGGUGUGUUUUCUUGCGCCAGAAGGCUCUCACUUUUUUUCUUCCCUUGAAAACCUUUGACUCCGGUUUGCCAUCUCCGCUGCCGUCCGAUUGGGAGGCCGAGUUGCAAAAACUCCAAAUCAGAAGAGAAAGAAUCAAUCGGUGAAUUUCCUUUUCUUAUAUAUUUUACGACAUCAGCGUUCGUUCUUGCAGGAACCUGAAAGGGAAGAAAAGAUGCCAAGAUUUAUUUAUUUAUGACAUUUAUAUCCCGCCCUACAAACUGUAAUAUAAGAUAUGACUGUUCAACUCUGAUUAAAUCAUUAUUUUCAUCUUC